Molecule: messenger RNA, 3888 nt
Organism: Xyrauchen texanus (razorback sucker)
Lineage: Eukaryota; Metazoa; Chordata; Actinopteri; Cypriniformes; Catostomidae
Product: midnolin-A-like
Exons: 7
Coding region: 137-1297 (386 amino acids)
Cellular component (GO): nucleus
Molecular function (GO): protein binding
Source: RefSeq, a predicted model, not a curated record
AUGAUUGAAUAACACAAAGAAGGCAAGUGUAUCCGCUAAACGUGUUCCUGCAGAUCAGCGGUCAGUUACUGUGAGAUCGUCCCGAAAAACUGCCAAAUCAUUUCUGUGUGGAAGAGGACGGGCAUCCAAUCGUCGGAUGAAGCGGAACACAUCAAUGAAUUUAUCCAUCAGCUCCACCACAGGCACCCGCUUCGAGCUCCGUGUCCCGCGGGAGGAGACGGUGGACGGUCUGAAGAGGAAACUUUCCCAGAAACUCCGAGUUAAUAAAGACAGACUGCUGCUGCUGCACAGAGACACGAGGUUGAGUUCGGGAAAACUGCAGGAUUUUGGCAUCCGUGACUGGAGCAAACUGACGCUGGUGCCCUCUGUGGAAGCUGGACAGAUGUCGUGGCGUCCAGAGCAGUCGAUCCUGCAGGCGCUGGAGAGUCUCACAGAUGUACAGGUCAGUGAUUUCCUGUCGGGGCGGUGCCCUCUGACCCUUGCCCUGCAAGUGGGGGAUCACAUGAUGUUUGUUCAACUGCAGCUGUCGGCUCAGCAGUCGCAGCAUCGCACGCCGUCCGUCUCUAGAGGUCCAUCACCUGCAGAUCAACUCUCACCCUGCAGCUCAACAGACUCACCACAGAGAGACCAGACCCACCCAGCCCCUCCCACACCUCCCUGCAGCCACGCCCACAGUGACAAUAGUGCCACGCCCACCACAGGCUGCCUUCAGGCUGAAGGCAGCGAUCAGAGUCUCAAACCGGGUGCGAUCAUCGAGAGUCUGGUGAAUCACGCACCAGGAGUUUUCUCCGGAACAUUCUCCGGUACUUUAAACCCGAGCUGUCAGGACGGCAGUGGGCAUCCUCGCCGUGACAUCACCACUAUCCUGCAGAUUUUGAACGAUCUCUUGAGUGCCACGCGGCAUUACUCGAGCACCCCACCGACCAUCACACACCUGCGGUGCCAGACUCCAUGCCCACCGGCCUCACCCUGUUCUCCUCCACCCUCACCUACCUCAGACAGACCGCUGCACAUGCACCUGCGCAGACCGUCAGGCGAGCGUUUGCGGCGGACGGAAAACAAAGCCACUCGCUGUAAAGUGCAACAGCUGCAACUCUUACUGCAACAGCGACGACUGCGACGGAAAGCCAAGAGGGACACGCGUGGGCCAUACCACUGGUCGGCCAAUCGCAAGGCCGCACGUAGUCAUAGCAACGGCAGUCUGUCCAGCGACGGGUCCUUGGAUCUGGACUUUCAAGAGCCGGUCUGGAAACCCGACAUGCAGGCGGACAUGAGCUCGGAGUUUGUUGUGGCUUGAGUUGAUCGGAUGAAGGACGAGAUGACGGUCAGCUGGAAUAAACAAUAAAGACAUCGGUGGAAAUGUCGUGUUGUAACGCUGCUUGAACAGGAUCAGGGGCAUUAAUGACAUUCUGUGGACUCAACUGUGAAACACUUGGACUGUUUUUAUUCACGUCACUUCAGGAACUGGCUGUUAUAGCAUCACUUGUUAUAACAUAGUCCAGUAGAAAUAUCUCAACAUCCUUAAAACAAGAUAGACGAGAAGCAAAAGUGUAUAAGAGAGAAAUACUUGUUUUCAGAGAAUGUAACAUAGUUUCGUUUGUUAGCGUACAUCUUACAUCAUUAGUGAGAUUUAUGCUUAACAUAAAGGAAUAUUCCGGGCUGAGUUAAGCUCAAUCGACAGCAUUUGUGUCAUGUUCAGUACCACAAAAAUUAAUUUAGACUCGUCCCUGCUUUUAUUUAACCCCUUAUAGUCUGGGGCAUUUUUGGGCUGCCGUCCUCAAAUUUACACAGUUACAUUUAAAAGCUCACCAUUCACACAUACUGUGGGAUAAUUACAAAAAAAUUGUCUAAUUUUUCAAAUAAAAUAAAAAAGAUUCCAAUUGAUUAUAAACAAUAUUGUUUUUAAAAAUCUUUUGAUAAAAAAAAAAUGAUUAUCCUAACUUUGUAAACAACUCCCUUCAAAUAGUCUUACUUUAUUCCACUAGGUGGCAGUAAACACUAGAAUCUCUAUCACAUUCCAUCACAAUAUACAGAUGUGAACUGUAGGGGGCGCUCUAACACAUUCAGUCUAAUGUUCAGUUCAAGCAACACCCUCAAUAUUUCAUUGAAUAUCUCGGCCUCUGAGUGGACUACAAGCUCAAUCUAGGUGUCAUUAGAAAGCUGAGAUCCUCCCCUUUGUCAUGAUAUAUCAUUUUAUCAUCAAUAGUCAAAAACAUAUUUUCUGAUGAUUUGUUUAGACUGCAUAUUUUGUUCUGACAUCUAAAAUAUAACAUUGGAUUAGUCACACAAGCAAUCUCACACACAAGUAAACAAUGGCUCAUAUUUUAGAAAACUACCCAAGAUAAAAGCAGAUAUAAAGUUUUUAGUUAUUCAAGGUUUACAGCAUCAGUUAUCUGAGCAUAAAUGAAACGUUUGUAUUUGAUGACAUACAGAAAUCAUAUUUCACUUUGUGACUCUUUUGUAAAUCCUUUGAACUGUGAUAUUAAUGCAACUAAAUAAUCUAUACAGUCACAUUCCUGAGAAUGAGAGCUUUCAUUUGAUAUAUGAACUGUCCAUUUAUGUGCUAUGUUAAGGACUUUUAUUUUAUAUAUAAUAUUUCUACCACAUUACCACUUGGGGCGCUAAUUUACACCGCGAAUAUUUUGAGGCCUUAUUUAGUUAUUUAAAGUACCAUACAUGGAGAAGUGAUGAUUAUCUCUAGAAAGUUCAGAUUCUAAUCUUUCAAAUGACACCUCAUAUGCCUGACUUAUGUAUACAGAGACUUUAACGCUUUAAGCGCAAUCUUUUUCCAUAAAAUAGCGCCGCCCUAUAGAGUUUAAGGGGUUAAAAAAGCACAAAUGUGUGUUCCAGUGAGACACUUCCAAUGGAAGUCAAUGGGGUUUAAUCUGUUUCAAAAGUAUAAACACAAGACAUAAACAAUAUGUGUGUUAACAUGAUUUUACUGUCAUUAAAUCACUUAUUAACCACAUCUGUGUGAAGAUAUAGACAAUUUACAACUUUGUUGCCAUGACGACUGUAUAAAUGAUGAUUUAAUCAACUUUACGGCUCAAAUAACACACAAGUUUUAACAGAAGAAUUAAUGCAAGUGCUUUUAUAAAAUUAUAAACAUCACAUUUCUGACUUUAAACCCUGUAAUAAUGGCCCCCAUUGACUUCCAUUGUACAUGUGUCACUGGAACACACAUUUGUGCUUAUUAAAGAAAACGAGGGACGAGUCAAAAUACGUUUUUAUUGUAAUCAACUGACACAAAUACUGUUGAUUGAACUGAACUUGUAUUGAACCCGAAAUAUUCCUGUAAUUCAAGGUAUUAAGUUCAUACAUGUUUUAUUUAGAUAUUUUUACUGGAUGAUACGAAUGAAUCAAAGAAAUGAUUUUUUGCAGGUAAGUGUUUAUACACUGUUUAAAAUAUUCUCUGUAUACUUGUUACAGAAUGCAGUAUGUAGCAUUAUCACGUCAGUUUUGCGCGGUACGAGCAUUCAAAGUGCCGUCUGAGAUGUGAUCAGCAAAAUAUUAAACACAAACAAUAAACAUUGUUGUAUUCGCUGUUUCAGACGGUGAAUCUGAAAACACACGGCAAACUUAAGACUGUUUCAUGAACGCAUCAUAUAGAACACAAACGGGAUUCAAAACUAGAGAAGUUGUUUAUCGUCAUGUUGCUCCAUAUAAAGGAACAUCAGUCGAAAAAGAUCUUCAGAUUCAAUGUAGCACGAUCACACAACUGUUCAUUUACAACGUUAUCUGUUUUUAUGUGUGUGUGUGUGUGCUUUUUUUAUGUCACAUGUUUGAGAGUUUUGUACAUGUAAACUAGUGUUAAAAAAUAAAAAACAUGUAACUGAAUGGUAUUUUUUCAUAAGCAAUACAUUUUACUGUGCGAUAAGCUUUAAACAA